Molecule: messenger RNA, 2792 nt
Organism: Bombina bombina (fire-bellied toad)
Lineage: Eukaryota; Metazoa; Chordata; Amphibia; Anura; Bombinatoridae
Gene: LCK
Product: LCK proto-oncogene, Src family tyrosine kinase
Exons: 13
Coding region: 78-1592 (504 amino acids)
Biological process (GO): innate immune response; B cell receptor signaling pathway; cell surface receptor protein tyrosine kinase signaling pathway
Cellular component (GO): extrinsic component of cytoplasmic side of plasma membrane
Molecular function (GO): non-membrane spanning protein tyrosine kinase activity; signaling receptor binding; ATP binding
Source: RefSeq, a predicted model, not a curated record
AAGAAAUAUUAUUGAAGAGAUGAAGAUCAUAUGCUAACUGGAAAGAUCCCCCCACAUUGUCUCCAUUUAAAGGAACCAUGGGGUGCGGCUGCAGCUCUGAGUUUGAAGAUGACUGGAUGGAGAAUUUUGAUGUGUGUGAGCACUGCAAUCUCCCCAGAGAGAAAAGGCCUGAGUUCAUCUCAAAUUAUGAUGUUCAAGAUCCCUUGGUUUCAUACACCGGGCAGGUUCCUCCGAACUCACCACUGCACGAUAACCAGGUGGUGGCCCUAUACAGUUACGAGCCUGUCCAUGAUGGAGACCUUGGUUUUGAUGAAGGAGAGAAGCUGAAUGUCUUGGAGCAACUCGGAGAAUGGUGGAAAGCACAGUCACUUCGUACAGGGCAGGUGGGAUAUGUGCCUUAUAACUUUGUUGCAUCAAUACAUGGCCUAGAAUCUGAACCAUGGUUCUUUAAAGAUUUGGGUCGAAAAGAUGCAGAACGUCGGCUUUUAGCUCCAGGGAACCAGCAAGGAUCCUUCUUAGUUCGUGAAAGUGAGACAAAUAAAGGUUCCUAUUCUCUCUCAGUUAGAGAUCUAGAUCAGAAUCAAGGAGAAGUCGUUAAACAUUACAAGAUCCGAAAUAUGGACAAUGGUGGCUUCUACAUCUCUCCCAGGAUAACCUUCAGCAGCCUGCAUGACAUGGUGCAACAUUACUCCAAAUCUUUGGAUGGACUGUGUACCCUGCUGAAAGAGCCAUGCCAAACCCAGCGCCCACAAAAACCAUGGUGGGCUGAUGAAUGGGAAAUCUCACGAAACAAACUUCAGUUGGUUAAGAAGCUUGGAGCUGGACAAUUCGGGGAGGUGUGGAUGGGAUACUAUAACGGACAUACGAAGAUUGCUGUAAAAAGCCUAAAAUAUGGCUCGAUGUCAACAGAGUCUUUCCUAGCAGAGGCCAACAUAAUGAAACAGCUUAAUCAUCCCCGUCUGGUGCGCUUGCAUGCUGUUGUAACCCAGGAACCUAUUUAUAUUGUCACUGAGUACAUGGAGAAUGGAAGCUUGGUGGAUUAUCUGAAGACUGCAGAAGGACUCAGACUGACUAUAUAUAAACUUAUUGAUAUGUCUGCUCAGGUGGCAGAGGGCAUGGCAUUCCUGGAGCGUAAGAAUUUCAUCCACAGGGACCUGCGAGCUGCUAAUAUCCUUGUGUCCGAGUCGCUGUGCUGCAAGGUUGCAGACUUUGGAUUGGCCCGGUUGAUAGAAGACAAUGAGUAUACAGCUAAAGAAGGUGCCAAAUUUCCUAUUAAAUGGACAGCUCCGGAAGCCAUAAGUUAUGGAACAUUUACCAUCAAAUCAGAUGUGUGGUCAUUUGGGGUCCUUCUAAGUGAGAUUAUCACAUAUGGACGCAUUCCAUACCCUGGUAUGACUAACCCAGAAGUUAUUGAACGACUGGAGCAUGGAUACCGUAUGCCACAACCAGAACAUUGCCCUCCAGAGCUGUAUGAUUUGAUGCUUCGUUGUUGGAAAGAGCGACCUGAGGAUAGACCAACUUUUGAAUUCCUUCGUUCAAUGUUGGAAGAUUUCUUUACAGCUACAGAGGGACAGUACCAAGCACAGCCCUGAGAAACCUUCUAGGUGUCUUCACAAUACUUCUUGUUAAAAGUUGCCAUAAGUUAUCAUUAGCACCAACUCUAAGCAAGAAAUGCCUGGAGUAUCUCCAAACAGUAGCUCUAAGAGGUCACUGCUCGGACUCAUAUGAACACCAGUUAAAACUUUGGGUCAGUACUGUCAAUAGGCUCUAAUACAGACCAGUAGGAUGCUACUUAUGGCCUUGAGAAGUCACCUUUGUACCAGACCUGACUGAACUUUGAAUAGGUACUAAUAUACAAGCGACCAUGAAGUAAACCCUGAGGAUACUAAAAUACUAUUUAUGGUUCUGAACUAUUGCUCUAAAUUUUGACUAGGUAUUUCUUUGGAACCAAUCAAUACUGGAGAUUUACGAGUUCAGAGAAGAUAAACUAACUAACUAGUACCAAACAUUUAAUGCUUCCAAAAUCAUUACAAGACAUCAACAUAUAAAUUUGAAUCAGUACACAGAACCAAAUUGCCAGCCCAACUAGGAGCAUUUUUGCAAGACCAGCAUAAUGACCAGAUUUUCCAGUUCAUAAAGGGUCCACAUCGAAGGCCUGAUAGGUUUUUUGGUCCGUCAAGAUUAUCUAAAAUGUCUCACUACUGUAAGGUCCAUGAAAGAUUUUAAAGCUGUUUAUCUAGCUAUGCAUGGUUCAGUGGGGUAAAAAAGAGGAAGAUAUAUUGCAAUACAAAGCUCAAUAAAAAGCCCCCAAACAUUUUAUGUGAUUUCUCACCAGCCAGCCAGUUUUUGAUUUUCAGGCCCCUAGACUUUAAUAUGAGCCACAAGCAGCUCUUUCCAUGGGAAAAUAAAGUUUUCUAAUUCCAAUGUGUAAUAAACCCAAUUAAUUCCCAGCCUGCUUGAAGAUUAAAAAAUAAUGGCCCGCCAUUAUAAUGAGAUAUUACCAGACUUUGACCGUAUUAUGCAGGAUAAUUGCUCACAAAUAAGCAUUGGAUGUUCCCAUUUAGAAAGUAACCAGCAAACAUGUACCAAGGGCUAACAAAUAAUAACUUACUAUGUUUCUGCAUAUUAGACCUUUGUUUCACUCCACAUUAAACAUUUUCUUUUUGCCUCUCUCCACCUCAGUUAUCUUCCCACUAACACACAUGUUUCUGUAUGCUUUUAUGCACCUUAUGUUUUUGGAGAUUAUAAUUAUAGUCAACAAUGAAAUAUCUGAAUAAACAUUUCAAGCAGCA